Pocillopora verrucosa is the source of this 975-nucleotide messenger RNA. The record is from RefSeq and is a predicted model, not a curated record. NCBI's taxonomy places the organism in Eukaryota, Metazoa, Cnidaria, Anthozoa, Scleractinia, Pocilloporidae.
AUGGAGCUAGACACAGGUUCAGCGAUAUCUACACUCCCCUUGGAGACGUAUAAGGAAACCUUCCCAAACACACCUCUGAUUGACACUACCGCUAUUUUGAAAACCUACUCAGGAGAGGAGAUGACACCAGAAGGCAAACUACUUGUUCGCGUGGAAUACAACAACCAAGUCAAGGACUUAACGUUAUAUGUAGUGAAAACACAAGGGCCGGCGUUGUUUGGAAGAGAUUGGCUACACCAGAUACAACUCGAUUGGAAAAGAAUCUGUGCUAUUUCAAAAGAACAGCCGACACAAGACACCCAGAAGAAAUUAGAGAGACUCAUAGACUACUAUAGUGAGGUGUUUAAGGAUGAAAUCGGCACAUGUAAGUCAGCCAAGGCGAAACUCGCGUUGAAGGAAGGCAGUCAACCAAAGUUUUUUAAAGCAAGGCCUGUCCCAUAUGCCAUGAAACCUAAGGUCGAGGUGGAGCUGAAACGUCUAGAAAAAGAAGGCAUACUACGAAAGGUCAAAUUCAGCGAUUGGGCGACGCCUAUUGUGCCAGUUGCCAAAUCAAACGGCACAGUUCGAAUUUGUGGCGACUAUAAGACCACAGUUAACCCCCAGCUUCAGACAGAAGAGUACCCACUCCCACGCAUCGAUGACAUAUUCGCUAAGCUAGCAGGAGGGCAGAAGUUCACCAAGAUUGACCUCAGACAGGCCUACCAUCAGAUGGAAGUGGAGGAAGAGUCACAAGAGUACUUGACGAUUAACACCCAUCAGGGGUUGUACCGAUACAACCGCCUGGUAUUCGGGAUCACUUCAGCUCCAGCAAUUUGGCAGAGAUCUGUGGAUCAAAUCUUAGAAGGGGUCGAAGGAACUAGUUGCAUCUUAGACGACAUGAUUAUCACAGGAAAAGAUGACAAAGAGCACCUUGAAAAUCUGGAGGAAGUACUGAAGAGGCUACAGGCAAGUGGCCUACGAACAAACCGCGAGUAG